GCGGGUCGGUAUCCGGAAUCCAGCGCUUCCAGGUGGGGGAGUCCACGUGGGAGGAAUCUGGCCUUCCCUGAGUGGAGGAAAUGACCAAAUUCCAGGAGACAUGAAUGAAAAUUCUGUGGAGAAUCUUCAAAGAGAAAGAACUUCAAGAUCUCUUACAUGAGCUUUCCUGCUGGCUAAUUUUGGAAGAGAUGGCCAAUAUAAUAACUGGGAGUCAGGAUUAUAUUGUGAAUCUUCAAGGGGAAGUGCAUAAAGACCCUGAACUAGAUUUUUCCCCUUGUCAAAAGUGGGGAGAAUCAUCUCAUAUUUCCAGAAACAAGAACAUUGUGGUGACUCUUCAAAGUGAUGAUUUCAAAAAUAAUGAAAGUGAAAACUACUUGUCUUUGAAAGUCCCAAGCCAAGUAAUGACACAAGACUCUUCAGUGACGUUCUGUAAGAAUGAGCCUCAGGAUCCUCAGGAAAGCAAAGGUCUCUUUGUAAGUAGAGAAGGCACUGAGAGAAAAGUGAUAAGUGGGGGAAGUCCUCUCACAGACCAUUGUUCAGACAACCUUCAGGUUAAACUUGUGUCUGAUGUAAUGGAACUGGUCUCGCCGGUGCUCAGUGGCAAGGCAACUUGCCAGAAUGGCCAGUCGAAAGAAUCGUUGGAUCCCUUUGACUGUAACUGCAGAGACGUUUAUGGAUGGAAAUCACGGCUGGUCACUUGUAGUCAUCGGAGAGCUCAGACAGAGGAGAAACUCUGUAACCAUAAUGACUGUGGGAAAACAUGUAAUACCAGCCCAGAUGUUCAUCCACAUGAGAAUAUCCACACUGCAGAGAAACUAUACAAAUGCGAUCAGUGUGGGAAGGGCUUCAGUCAAAGCUCAGAACUACUACUUCAUCAGAGAGACCACACAGAAGAAAAACCCUACAGAUGUGAGCAGUGUGGGAAGGGCUUCACGAGGAGCUCGAGUCUGCUCAUCCAUCAAGCAGUUCACAUGGAUGAGAAACCAUAUAAGUGUGACAAAUGUGGGAAGGGCUUCACCAGGAGCUCAAGUCUGCUCAUUCAUCAUGCGGUUCACACAGGUGAGAAACCGUAUAAAUGUGACAAGUGUGGAAAAGGCUUUAGUCAGAGCUCCAAACUGCACAUCCAUCAGCGAGUCCACACUGGAGAGAAGCCCUAUGAGUGUGGGGAGUGCGGUAUGAGCUUCAGUCAGCGCUCAAAUCUACACAUCCACCAGCGAGUCCACACAGGAGAGAGGCCCUACAAGUGUGGAGAGUGCGGGAAGGGCUUCAGUCAGAGCUCGAACCUUCACAUUCACCGGUGCAUCCACACAGGAGAGAAGCCUUACCAAUGCUAUGAGUGUGGGAAGGGCUUCAGCCAGAGCUCGGAUCUUCGCAUCCAUCUCCGAGUCCACACUGGAGAGAAGCCCUAUCACUGCGGCAAGUGUGGUAAGGGAUUUAGCCAGAGUUCCAAACUCCUUAUCCACCAGAGAGUGCAUACUGGGGAGAAGCCCUAUGAGUGCAGCAAAUGUGGAAAGGGCUUCAGCCAGAGCUCCAACCUUCAUAUCCACCAGCGGGUUCACAGGAAAGAUCCCUGUUAAGUGACCUGAGCCCACUCAGGUCUUCAAAGUGCUCCUACUAUAAAGACUUAAAUAUUUUUAAGAUCACCCUUACCUUUAUGGUCUACAAAGAACAGAUAAUAGUUAUUCAGAUAUGUUCUCUCAUUGAAAAAGUAUUCAUCCUUUUAAAAGUAUUUAAGUACCAAGCACUUUGUUAUGCUAUACAAUGAAUGGAUUAUUCUGGUUCCUCAGAUGGGUAGAGUGAAAACAUCUGUACUUUGCAAUUCAGCUGGUGUUACUGGAACUACAUGUCCUACCCAGCAUUGUCAACUGCAGUAACUUUAUAUUUGUCUAAGCAGGACGUGUUUGCCUUCAUUCACAUUCUCUGAGAAAUUAGAACUCUGGUUUCUCUUCAAA
Galeopterus variegatus (Sunda flying lemur) is the source of this 1952-nucleotide messenger RNA. RefSeq names its product zinc finger protein 239 (gene ZNF239). The transcript is spliced from 3 exons. Gene Ontology annotation, cellular component: nucleus. Bases 105 to 1577 code for a protein of 490 amino acids. Gene Ontology annotation, biological process: regulation of transcription by RNA polymerase II. The record is from RefSeq and is a predicted model, not a curated record. Lineage: Eukaryota; Metazoa; Chordata; Mammalia; Dermoptera; Cynocephalidae. Gene Ontology annotation, molecular function: DNA-binding transcription factor activity, RNA polymerase II-specific; RNA polymerase II transcription regulatory region sequence-specific DNA binding.